UAUUCUGUGAAGAGGCUGCAACCAUUCAAUUCGCCUUUGCACUCCUUCUAAACAACGCUUUAAAAAUAUAUAUAAAUAUAUUUUUUUUUAAACAAUUUGUCAAAAACGCAGUCCACUCUGUGUUACAGAUUAUAAUUUUGGAAACAGAAACCUGUAUGGAGAUCAAAUGUUUCAUCGAUGAAAAUAUUUGCUGAAUUUCGGCCAAAAUCUUUCCACAUCUUUUCCCACAGCCGACCACUGGGCUUCCUGUCGUCACCAAAUUUGGUAGUGAGUGGAAACUCUAACCGGAUGCUUCACAUUUAUACAUCUGAAGCGCCGUAUAUGUCGCAAUCUAUGCGGACAGAUACCUCAGUAACUUCAUGGCUUUACCUGCGGGCAUAAAAGACACGCUGCUACGAAUCAUGUCAUCACAGGGCACAGUGACCGACCUAAACAUCAGCCAGCUGAUGCAUCUUGGGACACACAAGCUGGACAUGGUGAACUGCAGAGUGUCUGACUCCGCCCUGCAACAGAUCCGCUGUCCGCAGCUCCGGACGAUCCUUCUGCGAGGCCAACCCAGCAUCACCUCAGAUGGUACCUGCCUACCAAAUGGAACAUUUUCGGUGUUAAAGAAAAACCCAUCUGGACCAUCUCUUUGUUUACAAUACAGUACUUUACAAUGUGUGAGGACCCUGGCGGCCUCCUGCCCAGGCCUGCAGGUCGUGGAUCUGACCGAGUGUGCUGCAGUGACCGAUGAAGGGGUCCUGGCGCUGGCCCACGGCUGCAGUUCGCUGGAGGUCCUCUCCCUCUGGGGCUGCUCUGCUGUGGGAGACGCCGCCCUGCUGGCACUGGCAGGAAACUGCAGGCUUCUCCAUAGCCUCAAUCUCUCGGGAACCCAGGUUACAGAUGAGGGUGUCAUUGGGCUGGCUACUGCACCGUGCUCUAAUAGUUUGAAGGAACUCCAGUUGGCCCGAUGUCGUAACCUGACAGGCAAGGCCGUGAAGGCUGUCCUUACAAACUGCCCCAACGUCCGGAUCUUUACCUUCGAUGGAUGUCCUCUCAUCACUGAUCAAGAGGCCCUGCAUAACCUUUUAGGCCCAGAUAAGUUCCAACAGGUAUCAUGGACAGUGUACUGAGGGAAAAGUUACCCAUAAAUGAAGACCUAGGAACAGAUUACCCUACCCACAAUCCUUAACCUACCCAUUAGAUUAUCUGACCCUGGAUCAAGGCAUUAGGAGCAACUUGUACUUACUCCAAGAGAGCACUGAAGAGGAUGGCAGGAGGAGGGAUGGAAAGAACACACACAAACUCCUUAAAAGCUUCUGGGACCAAAGUGACUGAACUAGGCUAAUGGUUGUUAUUUACAGUCCGCUAAAGAAAAAAACACCGGUCUCAGUAAAUCUUAGCUUUGUAGUGUGAUUAUCAUCAAUAACAGUGGUUGAAGAUCAAACCUCAAUAGUUAGUUGGAUGUGCUGCUCAGUGUUCUAUUCUCUGGCAAUGUUUGCAAUUUAUACACAGAAAAACAUUUCAUAUUUAUUUAUUCUCUAACCAUUUUUUUUGUUGUAAAUGCACGGACAUUCUUUUUACUGUACUUCAUUUGAGAUGUCCUUGCUGUAACCUGGUUGUAUGCACGCAGCACCCUGUCCUUGAUUUAGAAAUUGUUACUCUCUUCUCCUGUUGUAAAUAUGUAAGCACAAAAGUAGUGAUACAAUCUUACAUUUGGAAAUAAAUAAUAUGUUGGAGCCAAGUCUGUUCAGGUACACUGGGAUGCGAACUGCCUGUUUAACUAUAUGUGUAACAUGGAAAAAACAUGCUUCUCUCUCUAUCUGUUUGGGCCCUUCACAUAGUAGUAGGUUCAUUGCAUGUAUGUUAGGUAAAGGCUUUUCUCAGGAAGGUAUGGGCUUCUUUCCCUUUGUACUUCUUAUGUAAAACAAAGAAGAUAAGAUGUACCAAUGCAUACAUGACCUUCAUUACAGAAGGUAUGCUGAUGGAAACAUGAUGCACCUGAGCUCAAUUUCAAGUCUCAUCGCAAAGGGUCUGAAUACUUAUGUAAUUAAAGUACUUUUUUUUAUUUUGCCCAAAAAAAUAUAAUCUGUUUGCACUUUUUCAUUAUGGGGUAUUGUGUGUAGAUUGAUGUGAGAACAUUUAUUUAAUACAUUUUAGAAUAAGGCUGUAACGCAACCAAAUGUGGAAAAGGGGAAGGGAUCUGAAUACCUUCCAAAUUCACUGUACAUUUAGAAUACAUUUCAAAGAUAAGAAAGAUGGUAGCUGAGAAUUAAUCAAAGAUUCUAAUAUUUUAGCUAGGCAAGAAGGCCGAUAAUUAUCUAGGUCACAUGGGUCAUAACCUUUGUGAAGGGGCGUACAUGGACCACCUUACAAACCCUUGGGAUAGUACCAGGUUAAUGAUUCAGCAAUCAGAGAGCUGCAGCAAAAAUGGAUCAAGCAUAUCAGCGCCAGAGGAUUUAUUUUACAUCAAUCUUAAGCAAGGCAUCUAGCACGUAACAGAUAGUAAAUUGUUGAAAUUAAAACAAAGAUUCCCUAGAAGUUGACAGAUUAACUGUCGAGUCAGCAAGAGUCUGGCAGAGGGAAGAGCAGAUGAUUGACUGACCAGGGUCAACUAUACCACCGUUUCUCUCAAAUAAAAAGCAUGCCGAGAUAAAAUUAUGAUUAAAAGCAUCACUUAUCACAUUCAACUCAGUUAUGAUGCCAGUCAGGCAGAACUUGAUAAGGCAGGGAGGAAGAGGAAUUUGUACGCUUCAGUGCAUUUUCUGUUUUCCAAAAUAAGAGCUUGAUUUAGCUUUCUUAAACGAGAUAGUACAUCUGUUUCUCAAUUGUCUGAAGGAUUGCCAGUCCACUACAGAGUCAGUUUCCUUGCUUUGGCCCAAGCCUGAUUUCUCCUCUGAAUGAGCUCAAAUAAUUCCAAACAAAACCAAGGGUUUAAUCUAUAUUUGACUAUGAAUUAUUUAAAAAGGGAAUGUUUAUCUGCCAGAUGAAUAAAUAUGGAGUAUAAUUUGUAUAGAGCCAACUCAGGGUCAGGAGGUAGUGGCUAAAUCAGGACAUGUCAUGAAUGAUAGUAAGGAGUGUGGAUGCCCCCUACUGUUAGGUCAUUGGAUUGCAGUCUGACUGCAGUUUAAGUUUACAUGCUUUAUUGUUAACAAAGAUGUGAUUGAUUGCAUUUGAAAUAUGUACUGUUUUACAUCUGUUACUUGUCAUUUUCAAAUCAUAGAUCUGUGUACAACUUAGUUGUUGAGACAACACCCCAUACUACUGUGGCAUUAUUGCUGGGUUUUGAAUAAAAGAGAUAUGCUUAGGUU
Molecule: messenger RNA, 3293 nt
Organism: Oncorhynchus gorbuscha (pink salmon)
Lineage: Eukaryota; Metazoa; Chordata; Actinopteri; Salmoniformes; Salmonidae
Gene: amn1
Product: antagonist of mitotic exit network 1 homolog (S. cerevisiae)
Exons: 7
Coding region: 360-1115 (251 amino acids)
Biological process (GO): SCF-dependent proteasomal ubiquitin-dependent protein catabolic process
Cellular component (GO): SCF ubiquitin ligase complex
Molecular function (GO): protein binding
Source: RefSeq, a predicted model, not a curated record